Molecule: messenger RNA, 465 nt
Organism: Malaya genurostris
Lineage: Eukaryota; Metazoa; Arthropoda; Insecta; Diptera; Culicidae
Gene: Rpb10
Product: DNA-directed RNA polymerases I, II, and III subunit RPABC5
Exons: 3
Coding region: 156-359 (67 amino acids)
Biological process (GO): tRNA transcription by RNA polymerase III; transcription by RNA polymerase I; transcription by RNA polymerase II
Cellular component (GO): RNA polymerase I complex; RNA polymerase III complex; RNA polymerase II, core complex
Molecular function (GO): zinc ion binding; DNA binding; DNA-directed RNA polymerase activity
Source: RefSeq, a predicted model, not a curated record
AAUGCCUGAUAAAUCUGGAACAUUGGCAACUCUGCUUCUGUCAACAGAUACAAUCUGGUAAUGAUUUCAUAAAAUUGCUGCAAGGUUUGCUUCAAAUUUCGAAGUUUCCUGCAUAUUGGUCGAAUAAUUUGGUUAGUAAGUUGAAGCCAUUCAAGAUGAUCAUUCCUGUACGCUGUUUUACAUGCGGCAAAGUGAUAGGAAACAAAUGGGAAGCUUAUUUGGGUUUACUACAGGCAGAAUAUACUGAAGGUGAUGCCCUGGAUGCACUUGGUUUGAAACGAUACUGCUGCCGUAGAAUGUUGCUAGGACAUGUCGAUUUGAUUGAAAAGUUGCUCAAUUAUGCGCCACUUGAGAAGUAAAUUAUCGAAUAUGUUAUUGAUUUUUAGGGUAAUAUUUACGAUAAGUUAAAUUCAAUGAUUAAUAAAAUAACAAAACAUUGAAGGCUGCGUCAAUGACAAAUUGCAA